Molecule: messenger RNA, 3178 nt
Organism: Populus euphratica (Euphrates poplar)
Lineage: Eukaryota; Viridiplantae; Streptophyta; Magnoliopsida; Malpighiales; Salicaceae
Product: pentatricopeptide repeat-containing protein At1g11290-like
Exons: 2
Coding region: 123-2570 (815 amino acids)
Biological process (GO): RNA modification
Molecular function (GO): RNA binding; protein binding
Source: RefSeq, a predicted model, not a curated record
AAGAUACUUACCAAAAAAAAAAAAAAAAGGAAGAGAAGAUAGGUGUUAUGAAUAUGAUGUCGGAGAUGGUAGUCUGGAAACUGAAAACGACAUCACUUGAUUGAGCUAGUUCCAAAGAGCAAAUGGAAAUUGUACGGUCACACUGGCUUCCGUUGAAUGGUCAUUGCUUGAGUCACAAACUUGUGUCAGUUCCGAACAAGGUAACUCUCAGAAAUCUUGAAAAGACAACUUUAAUUUCUUGCAGCUUACAAAAUAAUGCUACUUCAAUUCGGUUGGCUGAAAACCCAUCUGAGAAAUCAAUUUAUUCACGUGGGUUUUUGACCAGGAAAUCUGUUAUGGAUGUUUCAAAGGUUAAUAGGAUGAUUAAGGAGUGUACAGAAGAUGGGUUUUUCGAGGAUGCAAUUAGAGUGUAUCUUGAUUUCAUUGAAUGUGGUUUUCCAGUUGAGGAAUUCAGGUUCUUUCCUUGUUUGAUUAAAGCGUUUGGUGGGCUUUAUGAUGUUAAUAAAGGGAAACAAAUUCAUGGGCAUUUGUUGAAGUUUGGGUUUUUACAAGACAUUUUUGUUAAGAAUUCUCUUUUGGGUAUGUAUUGGAAAUGUGGGGCUGGUGGGAAUGCGGUUGACAUGUUUGAGAGGAUGGAGGAGAGAGAUUCAGUUUCGUGGAAUACAAUGAUAUCUGGGUUUUGUCAAUCAGGAGAGUAUGUGAAAUCGUUGGUGAUGUUUAGAAGGAUGGUUAAGGAAUGUGGUGGUUCAUAUCAUAACCGGGUGGCAUGUCUUGCUGCUCUUUCAUCGUGCGCUUCAAUUAAGUGUUUGACUCAUGGGCUAGAGAUUCAUGGGUUCCUUGUGAAAAAAGGGGUGGAUUCUGAUGAGUUCUUGGUGAGUGCGUUGAUUGAAAUGUACAUGAAAUGUGGAGAUAUAAAGAAUGCUGAAAAUGUUUUUGAGAGAAUUCGGGAUAAUGAGUUGGUGGGAAGGAAUAUGGCGGUAUGGAAUGUGAUGAUCUUGGGGUAUGUUUCAAAUGAAUGUCUUUCAUUGGCUUUGGAAUUGUUUGUUGAGAUGUUAGAAUUAGGGAUUAGCCCAGAUUCCUCAACUGUCGUGGUUGUUUUAGUUUUGUGCUCCAAAUUGCUGGAUUUAGCUGUUGGAAAGCAAGUCCAUGGACUCAUUCUGGGUCUUGGCCUGGAUGAUGAUGUAAGAGUUGGAACAGCUCUUAUGGAGAUGUAUUUUAAAUGUGGUGAUCCUGAAACCAGUUUGCAAAUAUUCAAAAAGUCUCAAAAUCGUAACUUAGUCAUGUGGGGUUCAGUGAUGUUGAAUUGUGCUCAGAAUGGUUACCCAAAUGAAGCAUUGGAAUUUUUCAGUGAGUUUAUGUUGGAUUGUGGUUUUCCAGAUCCUGUCAUUCUUUUGGCUGCACUCCGGGCAUGUUCAUUCUUAUCUCUUAAGCCUAGAGGGAUGGCAAUUCAUGGAUUUGCUAUAAAGAUGGGGUUUGAUUCUGAUGUUUUUGUUGGCGGUGCCCUAGUUGAUCUCUAUGGAAAAUGUGGAGACAUGGAGUAUGCUCAACAAGUUUUUUAUGGAUUAUCAACCAGAGAUCUGGUAUCAUGGAAUGCGCUAAUAUCUGGAUUUGCUCAAAAUAAGUGUGCAGAUGAAGCUUUGAAGGCAUUUCGUGAUAUGCAAUCUAAACAAAUCAAGCCCAAUACUGUAACCAUGGCAUGUAUUCUUUCUGUUUGCACUCACUUGUCAGUCAUGAUCCUUUGUAAGGAGGUUCACUGCUACCUACUACGGCAUUGGUUUGAGACCAAUGCUCUUGUAAACAACUCUCUAAUAAGUGCCUAUGCCAAAUGCGGGGACAUACAUGGCUCACGGACUGUAUUUGAAAAAUUGCCUGUACGAAAUGAAGUUACGUGGAAUUCAAUCCUACUGGGUUUUGGAAUGCAUGGCCAUACUGAUGAAAUGUUUGCAACAUUUGAAAAGAUGAAAGAAGCAAACAUAAAGCCUGACCAUGGAACUUUUACUUCCCUCCUUUCCAGCUGCAGCCAUUCUGGGAAGGUUGACGCGGGAUGGAAAUAUUUCAAUAGCAUGAUGGAAGACUAUAACCUUGAACCACGAGUUGAACAAUAUACUUGCAUGGUUGAUCUUCUGGGCCGAGCUGGCAAUCUAAAUCAGGCAUAUGAUCUGAUAAUGUCAAUGCCUUGUUCCCCAGAUGAUACAAUAUGGGGUUCCCUUCUGGCAUCCUGCAAAAAUCAUGGUAACACAAAGUUGGCAGAAGUUGUGGCAAAUCACAUAUUUGAACUUGAUGCUUCAAGUGUUGGUUACCGUGUACUCCUUGCAAAUCUGUAUGAAGAUUAUGGAAAUUUGAAUGAAGUUUUUCGAGUUCGAACUGAAAUUAAACAAAUGGGACUGGAAAAGCAGCCUGGAUGCAGUUGGAUUGAAGUUGAUAACAGUAUACAUAUAUUUGUUGCUGGUGAUUACUCACAUGAUCGGUCUGGGGAUAUCUAUGCUACCAUAGAAAGUUUAUCACUAGAAAUGAAAAGAGUGGGGCAUGUUCCUCACAUUCAAGCAGCAAGCAACAAGUACUGGGCUUGAUGAGUCAAAGGAUAGAAUUGUUUUGAUAAGAAGAAAGGAUUCUGUCUUCGGGGGUAACCUUGUAAGGAGAAACGAGAAAGAAAACUAUUUGAAUUAUGUUCAAUCAAUAGUUGUCAAUGCCAAGCUGCAUGGAUGGUAUUGGAAAGCAAGGUAGCUGGCAUUUAUCAAGUGACUGAUAUUUGAAAUGAUUUAUUGGAACCACGUAGAUGCCAACCGAUUAGUUUUUCCUCCCUGAAACUAAUCAGGAAAACUUAUCUGAGGUGAAUUGGGCAAUUUGAUGGUAAACAGAAGGUGAAAAGUUUAUUCCUGAAAUGCCAGUCGAGAGCUUUCCUUGAAAUCUUGAAUGCAAGUCAUGUAUAAUGCCUUCACUUGAAAUUUUGGAAAUUGAGCUGAAGUAUGUGAGCCUGGUGAGGCCGAGGAUGGCCUUGUUUUUCUGACAGGAAUGGUUUCUGUUUGUGGGUCUAACCUUGUAAGUGGCAAAACAAAAAGGAAAAUUCACUAGUUGAAAGUAAUGAGCCAAUGCUUAUUCAACGCCAGAUGUAUGGGGUGAUAUUGGAACGAAAGGAAGCAGGCAUUGAUUGAGUAAUUGAGAUUUGAGAUAAUUCUCA